UGUCAUCUCACACGACCAUGGAUCUCGACGACUUUGAUAUCGCCAUCGUACAAUUGCCUCUCGAAGAGGAACCAACCCUCUCUGCACAGAAUGCGCAGGAUGCGGUGGAAUACAUCGACUCUCAAUGGUACUCUCUAGUCAAUCGGCGAGGCCGAUGGAUGGACCUGAUCGGCGACUACGCGGGGAGCGAACCCUUCGUCGUAGAUGGCGAGGCCUUGAUUGCAAUGGUGUUGGAUGACCCUCUGCUUGCACUAGGUCACAAACAUGACAUCAGCUUUCAGUGUCUACACGCGGUGUACACUCUUGAACGUAUUCUACAAGAGAUCUCCAGGCGUUCCGAGUCUUUCGAGAUUGUGUUCUGGCACGAGCGCCGCUUCCUAACGUUACUGUAUGGGGAAGAUGACUAUGUUACUAGCUCUCGCUCGCUCGCCCGCGCUAUUCUCUUCAACCAUCUCGCCUCUGUGAAUGUAUCAGUGCAUACUUUCGCCGAUCUGUCCGACCCCGCUUGGCUAGCAUAUCAGCGAUCAAGGAAGCCCAUGUUUGUUAUGACAAGCGAUGGUGGUAUUGUAGAUGAUUCCUCUCCUAUCGCUGCAGCCGAGCGUAUACUCCUUCAACGGGUAUUUUUGUACUCGCUCUUGGCCCAGGGCGUGUCAGUUACGACAUUGCGCGGUGCAGAGUACCGCGAUUCCAAGAUCAUGUCGUUUGUUUACGAACAACGACUCGACAGCAACCCGAAGAGUCGUUUCAAAAACGAAUUCUGGCUGGCCGUGCAAAACGCCUCCACUUCCCUUGCGGCGCACGAGAAAAGGGCCCGCCCAGAGGUCCCCAUUCAUUCCCUUGGACGACGCGAUAUACCAAAAGCUUCGGACAAUCCAGCGCUUCUCUUACAGGGCGUAUCGCAGUCCCUGGACCUGCGACAGGAACAUUUCUCUGCACUCCUCCAGGUCUUCGUUGCACACAUGCUCUUCCUUCCUCACCUCGAUUUACGAGAGCGAGCAAGGCCUCGCGUCUUCUUGCCAAGCAAACUCGUCGGCCUCCUAACGCGUGAUUUCCUUCCUAAAGUCUUCCUUGCUCUCGAGGACAUUGCCUCCGUGUCGGACUUGGAUGGACGCAUCUUCUCUGUUCUUUUGAACUCCAUCCUCAGAGACGAUACCACUCCGCUUCAGACGCUUAUUGGGUCGGAUCUGGCGGAUGUUCUGGACAAGUUGUGGACGACUCAUCAACUCCCUUCUCCCGACUAUGGCGCCCUCCGUCGCCAAUUUCCUGCCUCGACCGGCGUUCCAGAUGCCGGAGAGACAGACUCGCCUCCCCUAAGCCUCUUGCCAUUCCAUCACCCCCUGUUUGACGAGGAACUGGGCACGAUCAAGAUCGACGCGGAGGAGUUGUCUAGCGACGACAACGACGAUGAGGGAUCUGGUGCUCAUCUGGAGUUUAAUACCGUCUUUAGCGACACGCAGCACUGGCACAACCACAAGCGUGCUAUCCUUCCCCCUCACCUCGGUGGCAGUGACAGCACGGCGCCAAUGGAUGAGAGGCAGAAGAAGCGUCAACUACGUAGCGAGCAGAGGUUCAUGUCGAAGUUGCAAUGGCAGGCGGAGACACUCACGGGUGCGCUGGGAACCCCCCUUCAGCAGAUGGUCAUCCCGAGCGCCGCGACGGCGAGGAAGUCUCGGCCCGGUACUUCUCUCAAGGUCGAUGACUCGAGGCCAGCGACGCCUACUCGAGGCGGCGCUGGUAAGAAGGGCAAGAAGGAGACGCUCUCCUCUGCGGACAAGAUCCGACUCGCGAACCAGGCCAAGAAGCAUGCCAAGGAGGACGAUUCCAACGUUGUAUGGUGGCAAGAGCAGCUGGCGGCCAUCGAGGACAGGCCGACGUCGUCGAAGGUCACUGCCGUCGAGCAUCUCAUGCGAAACAAGCGCACCAAGGACGGCUGGCUCUCCGUCGAGUCUCGCCUCUAUCGCAUUCACCUCGAGUUCUGCCGCUGGCUGGAGGAUUCCAACCAUGAAUCUGCUCUCGUGCGGGACCGCUUCACCGUCUCCAUAAUGUGCAUGGUGAAGGAUCUCUAUGAGUCCAAGGAACUUUUUCCCACAGCUGCCGCGAAACUCGCUACGUGCCUCAUUUCCCUCGGCUUCGAUGACUACAUCGAGUCUUUCGAAAGCAUAGCCACGGUAUCGGCGGAGGACCAUAAGCUGCACUUCGACUUCGUGAAGCUUGUCAAAUCGAAAAGUGGCCACCCCGUACACAAGUGGAUGCGCAUCAAAGAGGACUCCGUUGUAUGGCAACUGCGGCUCUUUGGCGAGUUCAUGGAUCGGAGCAUGGACAGUUCGAGCGACCCGCGUGUGUCGUUCAAGCCAGAUGCCUGGCAACGGAAGGUUUUGGAUUGUCUGGAUCGGAACGAAUCGGUCCUCGUCGCAGCGCCUACCAGUGCGGGUAAAACGUUCAUCUCUUACUACGCCAUGGAGAAGCUCCUGAGGACCUCGGAUGAUGACAUCCUCGUCUACGUAGCGCCCACCAAGGCACUCGUUAGCCAGAUUGCCGCCGAAGUGUAUGCUCGGUUCAGAAAGGACCUUGGAAGCAAGGCGUGCUGGGCCAUCCAUACCAGGGACUACCGCGUGCACAACCCGCAAAACUGCCAGAUCUUGGUGACUGUUCCCGAGAUGCUGGCGACUAUGCUUCUCUCGCCUCCUCUGGCGAGAUCCUGGACGCCGAGGAUCAAGCGCAUCAUCCUAGACGAAAUCCAUACGAUUGGUCAACAAGAAGGCGGCGCGGUCUGGGAACAAAUCAUCCUGCUCGCGCCUUGUCCCCUAAUCGGUCUUUCUGCUACUAUCGGGGAGCCGGAGAAAUUCAACGCGUGGCUAGCAUCCGUACAAGAGGCUCACGGUUUCAAGCACAUGUUCAUUCAGCAUCCGUAUAGGUACUCACACUUACGCAAGUUCACGUACCUCCUCGAGGAAGGGGAGAAGCCCGCCGAGUUCCAAAGUCUGCAAGAUCGUCGGAAGAGCUACCGCUUGCGCUUCGUUCACCCCAUCUCGAUGCUGUCGUUCGGUGCACGUCGUCUUCCCCCCGACUUCUCGCUCGAGGCAGCCGAUUGCCUGUCCCUGUAUCACGCGCUCGAGUCGGUUCGAGACAGGCUUCACUUCGAUGUUGGCUCACUGGACCCGACACUGUUCUUCGCUGAUUCGAAAGGCAUUCUGCUGAAGCAGAGGGAUAUCUUGCGCUACGAGGCUGCUCUGACAGGCCAUGUGUCGGAAUUAAUCGAUUCGACAGACCCUCAGGAUCCUAAUUCCGUCCUGAAUCAAGUCAUUCGUCACGUAUCUGACCCCGUCAUCGCGAAGGUCGACCAACGUUUCGUCCCGAAUGCGGACGCAUUUUUCCGAAACCUGAUUGGUCUUGUCUCAGACUUGCAUGCCAAUGGAGAUCUGCCCGCGCUUCUGUUCAACUUCGACCGCAAGGUCUGUGAAAAGAUGGCUGAGGCCAUUCUCGACGUCCUCGAGGGAGCCGAGGCGAAGUGGCGUGAGACGAGCCCAGAGUGGAAGAGGAAGAUCAGGCAAUGGGAAGUCUGGGUUUCGAAGGCUAAGGAGCGCGAACGCCAGGCAGAACGGCAGAAGAAGGUGAAGAAAGAGGAGGCGAACGCUACCCCCGAGGCGCAGCAGCCAGAUGCCAGCUGGGAAGCGUCCUUCAAUCCAGACGAUCCCUCGCCACAGUUCUCUUUCGCGGGUAUGUCGGCGGCGUUCACGAAGGAGGACCUCGACGAUGAGAUUCGAAGCCUAGCGAGGUGGAAGUCGGCUCCGGAAUGGGCCCUCAAGUGCCUGCAAAGGGGUAUAGGCGUACAUCAUUCCGGAAUGAAUAAGCAUUACCGUACUCUCGUCGAGAGUUUGUAUCGCGCAGGAUACCUUCGAGUGGUGAUCGCGACAGGCACGCUCGCUCUCGGUAUCAACGCUCCGACGAAGACUUCCGUGUUCUGCGGCGAUUCUCCCUUUCUUACUGCCCUCAUGUAUCGUCAGUGUGCCGGCCGUGCUGGUCGGAGAGGAUUUGAUCUUCUCGGCAAGGUCGUCUUCUACGGCCUCCCUAUGGACCGAUGCCAGCGACUCGUGCUCUCUAAGCUUCCUUCGCUCGGCGGCAACUUCCCGCUCACGUCAACUAUGGUCUUACGGCUCUUCAAUCUGCUGCAAGGGUCCAACGACGCUCCAGUCGCCCGGAACGCCAUCAAGAGUCUUCUUCACCUCCCUCAUAUCAGCUUCGUCUCUGAUGUCGGCCGGGAGCAAAUUCUCCAUCACAUCCGAUUCAGCAUCGAUUAUCUCCGUCGCUCUGGCCUUCUGGACGAAGGAGGCAACCCUAUCAACCUCUUCGGCGUUGCGGCCCACCUGUACUAUACGGAGCCAAGCAACCUCGCGCUCGUGGCUCUCCUGCGGCACGGCGUCGUUCAUCGUAUUUGCAAUCAGGCCAGUCUUAUCACGGCGAAGCGCGAUCUCAUGCUCCUCCUUUCACAUCUCUUCGGCCGUCGAUACCUCCCUCAGGCAUAUGCCUCUCCUAAGUUCUUGCAGACGAUCGUCAGGAAGUCUCCCUCAAUGGUUGUCCUACCUCCGCUGUCUAAGGACGCUCGCAGGGUACUCAUCGAGCACGAGAACCACAUAAAACGCGUCUUCACUGGAUAUGCCCUCGCUUACGUCUCUCACCAUGCCGAAGAACACGGUCGUGAUUUGCGACUACCGUUCAGCGGGCAGACGACUUGUCCUCUAUCCUCGACCGCCCCUUCCACGCCAUUCACUCGCAAGCUCCGCGACACAGCAGUCGCAUCUGUCACUCGCUCGCCCUUCAUCUCCGCAUCUGGCCACGGAGACAGCUUCCGUACCGUGAAAGAGCUUAGUGACACAUCCAGGCAGGGUCUACACCUGAAUGAAUACGCGAUCCCAUCUAUGCGCCAGUUUACCGCAGUUCCCGGAGAGGACAACGAAGAGUUUGCGCUAAACGCAUACCUACUCGAUUUCUAUACCCAUGGGCAGACCGCAGCUCUGAAGGCCGCGAAUGGUAUUCGCGAUGGCGAGAUGUGGUAUGUCCUGCAGGAUUUCUCGCUCACGCUCAAGUCUAUCCGCACCGGCUUGGUCCAGUUGCUGCAGAAGGCGUCCGACAGUGCCAGCAGCGAAGGCGACGCUGUCUCGGAGUUGGAUAGCGGAUUCGCGAGCAUGGACCCGGCUGAGGCAGAUCCUGACAUUGACGGUUUGGAGCACGGUGACUUCAAGCGACCUGCUGGAGUGUCGGACAGGGAUUGGAGGGUCUACGAGGUUUUGAGUGCGGUGACGGCGGAGUUCGACGAGAAGUUCCGUAAGACGUGGGCUUGAAUGCACCCGUCUCUCCGAGAUGCAUACAUCCGUUUCGUAGAAAAAACUACCAGCUUCUUUUCGAUUUGCUCUCCAUUGCUUGUCUUCACUUCCAUACAUGCAUACCAUGUUGCUCUCCUAGCCAGUUGUUCGUGUUCUCGCAUCGCAUACCUCUGUCGAUAUCCCUAAACGAACGAAUAGAAUUAUUCAUUCUG
Molecule: messenger RNA, 5533 nt
Organism: Dichomitus squalens LYAD-421 SS1
Lineage: Eukaryota; Fungi; Basidiomycota; Agaricomycetes; Polyporales; Polyporaceae
Product: P-loop containing nucleoside triphosphate hydrolase protein
Exons: 13
Coding region: 18-5339 (1773 amino acids)
Cellular component (GO): cytoplasm
Molecular function (GO): nucleic acid binding; ATP binding
Source: RefSeq, a predicted model, not a curated record